Molecule: messenger RNA, 1525 nt
Organism: Siniperca chuatsi (mandarin fish)
Lineage: Eukaryota; Metazoa; Chordata; Actinopteri; Centrarchiformes; Sinipercidae
Gene: tpm4b
Product: tropomyosin 4b
Exons: 8
Coding region: 535-1263 (242 amino acids)
Biological process (GO): actin filament organization; muscle contraction
Cellular component (GO): actin filament
Molecular function (GO): actin filament binding
Source: RefSeq, a predicted model, not a curated record
AACCAUAACCAAUCAUAUCUAAUGAUUCACAUUAGAUAUGAUUCAUAUGUCUGAAUCAGACUAGUGAAUCAGAUGAGGCAACUGUGCUCUUCCUCUCGUGAUCUCUGCCCUCCUCCUUCUAAUCAAAUGCAGCCUAAGCAACACCUUAUAUUUGCCAUAUAAGUCCACAAUAGAAAAUCUAGACUCUCUCUCUCACUCUCACACACACACACACACACAAACUGACUUCACAUACCUCUUUUGUGGAGGAAAAGAGUGCCUUCCCACCUAAAUCCUGUGAUGUCAUCUGAGACCAGGCUUCUUCACAGGAUUGGUGGAUCUCGCCAUAAAUUUCCUGAAAACUCCCAGCCCUUUUUUUCUCCCCAUCCUAACACUGCACGUCCCUGACUUCCUGCCCGAGAAAAAAGUUUUUCCUCGGAGUCUGCAACUUUGACGCAAAUCAGUAACUUUGUUUUAGGGAUACAGCUAGUCAAUCUAGACUGCUAAAUUUUGGGGCUCUUUCUUUGCUUUUGAGAAAACAAAGUAAUCGAGAUUAUGGAGGUGGUGAAGAAGAAAAUCCAAAGCCUCCAGCUACAAGUUGAUGAGGCAGAAGAUCGUGCACUGGCCGUACAAAGGGAGUUGGACACUGAACGGGAACUGCGCGAAAAAGCGGAGGGCGAUGUGGCAUCUUUGAACCGCAGGAUCCAGCUGGUGGAGGAGGAGUUGGACCGUGCUCAGGAGAGACUGGCCACAGCCCUGCAGAAACUGGAGGAGGCUGAGAAGGCUGCAGAUGAGAGUGAGAGAGGCAUGAAGGUGAUUGAGAACAGAGCCAUGAAAGAUGAGGAAAAGAUGGAGAUCCAGGAGAUGCAACUCAAAGAAGCCAAACAUAUCGCUGAGGAGGCAGACCGCAAAUACGAGGAGGUUGCCCGUAAACUGGUAAUCCUUGAGGGUGAGCUGGAGCGAGCAGAAGAGAGGGCAGAGAUCGCAGAGCUUAAGUGUGGUGACCUGGAAGAAGAGCUGAAGAACGUCACCAACAACCUGAAGUCACUAGAGGCUCAGUCUGAUAAGUACUCUGAGAAAGAGGACAAAUAUGAAGAGGAGAUUAAAGUCCUGAAUGACAGACUUAAGGAGGCGGAGACCCGUGCAGAAUUCGCAGAAAGGACAGUGGCUAAGCUGGAAAAGACCAUAGAUGACUUAGAAGAGGGCCUAUCACACGCUAAAGAGGAAAACAUAGGAAUGCACCAAGUCCUGGACCAAACACUGCAGGAGCUGAGUAGCUUGUAGAAUGCCAAGAAGAACAUCAAACAAUUAAAAUUAAAACAUUUGUUUUGUAAAAGAUAUUUUCUACAUACCAUCCAUUCUCUGUAAUUUCACUCUUAUUCCAGGUUGUUAAAACACAUGUACCCCUUUUAUAUAUUUAUGGUUAUUUUGUUUCUUUUCCCUUUUUUUAAAUGGUUUUGGGUCCAUAUGAUAUUCAGUUUCAGUGCUGGAAAUUGUGUUGUAGACCAGACUCUGAGCACAAAUAAAACUGAUGAUGAUGAAGUGA